Wallemia ichthyophaga EXF-994 is the source of this 4080-nucleotide messenger RNA. Its product is annotated as Protein STU1. NCBI's taxonomy places the organism in Eukaryota, Fungi, Basidiomycota, Wallemiomycetes, Wallemiales, Wallemiaceae. Gene Ontology annotation, molecular function: phosphatidylethanolamine binding. Gene Ontology annotation, biological process: macroautophagy; cellular response to nitrogen starvation. Bases 1 to 4080 code for a protein of 1359 amino acids. Gene Ontology annotation, cellular component: cytosol; autophagosome; fungal-type vacuole membrane. The transcript is spliced from 11 exons. The record is from RefSeq and is a predicted model, not a curated record.
AUGGAGGAUCUGUCAAAACUACUAAGCGUGUUGAAAUCCUACUCGACUGUUGAUAAGAAGAUUGAAGCGAUACAGACACUUGAUUUGCUUUUCCAGCGCGAGAUUUCAGAGCCUUUAGAGCACAUUGAAUCCCUCACAAACACACUCAAGCUCAAUCUUCGCUCCCCCAAUACACAUCUCUCUCAUGCCGUUAUCGCCUUUCUCCCAACUUACAUUCCGAUCCUCACACAAACAAACGCGUCUGAUUUAGACUCCCGGCAGCUCAAGCUUGGGCUCACUGCCUUCUUAUGUCCACCCAAUGGCCUUAUCGAAAAGCUUGCUGAUCAGAAGGAGAGGAUUAGAGAUGCUGCACGCGCCGCUUUGAUGGCUUUAUCGAUAGGCGCGCUCAAAUUUGGCUCAAACACUUCCAACUCCCCAGAAACACCAUGGGUUCUCCUCGAAAAAUCAAUCAGAGAGCAGGGCCUGGCUGGAAAGGUUUGGAGGAUACGCGAGCAGUCUCUUCUCCAUCUCGCUACUUUACAUCCACUUCACUCUUUCCCCCUCCGCACAUUUCUUCCACAAUUCGUUGUUCUGCUCGAAGACUCAGAUAGCAGCGUGAGGGAGGCUGCGCGGUCGACUAUCAUAACUCUCUUUAGGAACUCAUCCGCACAGGCCAAAACAAGCCUCAAAAAGGAAAUCACUGACAGGAACAUAAAAAAAAACGUCGUCGAUGAGAUUCUCGAUGGAGUCCUCAAAUCUGCUGCUUUCAGACCUGAGCUCAUACCGAUGCCGAUUGACGAUCCCACGGAGGAGGACAAGCUGGCUGGCUCCAACGCUCACUACUCCAGUACAUCUAGUGCGCCUAGUGCACCCAGUGCGCCUCCAAAACAGGCUAAGCAACUGGACAAAGAGGUUGAGAAACUCGAUCCUGUCUACACAGCCUCUUCAAAAGAUCUAGAAAAGGAGUUCGAGGCCAUGCACUCUCUCUUUAGUGGCAAAGAAACGGAACAAAAUUGGGUACCACGCGAGACGCAAAUCAAGAGACUAAGAGGGAUGCUACGAGGUGAGGUGCACCUCCACUACGCCGAUGUAUUCGUGCAAGGAGUGAAAAGUAACAUCGAUGGUAUUAUCGCGAUAGCGCAGUCACUGCGCACUACCUUAUCCCUCAACGCUAUCAAUCUUUGCGUCGAUCUGUCUCAUUUUCUUGGCUCCCAAAUGGACACAUUUGCUGAACCCGUGGUCUCAUGCUUAAUGCGAAUGGCAACACUGACUAAGAAGAUAGUGGUGCAAUACUCCCAAAAUGCACUGAGCACCAUCUUGCGUAAUAUCUCAUACAGCUCGCGCAUACUCAAUGUUUUGCACUCCGGUAUUAAUGAGAAAGCACCAGCACCGCGUCAGUUCUCUAUAACGCAUCUGAGGAUUGUAGUGGAGACGCACAGUGCACAUAAACACGCCAUCGAACAGACGGGUGGGGUGAGUGUUUUGGAAUGGUGUAUAAAGAAGGCUUUAGCAGAUGCCAACCCGGGAGUGCGUGAGCAGGGUCGUACUACUUAUUGGGCGUUCCAAGCUGUGUGGCCAGGACAAUCUGCGAAGCUGAUCGACACUCUCGAUCCAACUGCUCGCAAACAGCUCGAGAAGGCUAAGAUUGCGUCGAAUUCGGCUCCUCAGAAUGCUAAAAAAGGUCUAGCGUCCAAGAGUCAGCAAUUCAGGGAAGCCAAGGCGGCCUUCAUAGCAAAGAAUAGGACGGAGCCUCCUCCAGAAUCUGUCAUACCUCUACCUGAUACGCCAAUUAAGAGGGGUGCGGCAGAGAGCAGAAGUGAUACACCGACACGAGGCAGAUCACCAUCUCCACCAUCCAGCAGAAAUGCUACGCCGGUUAACAGAACGCCUCCGCAACAGAAUGCUGCUACUCCGACAAACAAGAGAACACCAUCUGCAGAGUUGGAACAAGAGGAGCAAAAUGUGGAAGAGGUUGAGGUUGAGGUGGAAGCAUCCGAAGGACCUGAGCCAAGUGAACGGUCUGUAGAAGAUAGAGCACCACCAACCUCACCAAUGCAGAUAAACUCACCACCAUCCAAACCUACAGCAGACGAGGAAAUGAGUCAGAGAUCGCCAACACCAUUGCGCACGUCGAACCGCGCAACCACAAAAUCUACUUCAACAUCACCCAAAGAAUCAUCACCUCUGCGUCAGUCAUUUAGCAGCUCAACCGCGGCAGAUACAUCAGACAAGGCGUACGGCUCACCACCAAACCGACCAUCACCACUGGGUCAACCACAGUCAAAUACACAGCCACAGGCAGUGCAAGGACGUCGCCCAAGUGAGAGGCUCAGUGUUGCGAUGAUGGGCUCGAGCACACCAUUGGGCAGCCUGAUGCAGGAGAGUCAGCCUGACGAUUGGAAUAACCACACUACCAUGGAAGAUACCUUCCUUCUGGCAAAUAAGCGAGGCGACGGGAACACAGAAGGGGAUGAAGAGGAAGAAGAGCAGGAAGAAUUAAUGAAGUUUGACGACUCCCCACUAAAAUUGCAGAAGUCAACGAACAAGCGUCCACUUUCACACAGUACAAGCUCAAACGACACACCCAAGCAAAAGAAUGCACAGACGGAUGCGUCACCUCAAUCCAUUUCGAAGAUUGCGGAGAGCACAGCGAACCACUUGUUAGAGGUGAAUGAGGAGCUUGCAUCGACGAGUAUCUCCAACCAAGAAGGCACUAACGAGGGCACGCCGGUGAGGAGGAGUGCACCAUCGCCAGCACCCUCACCAGCACCUUCACCAGCACCAGCUGUCGUCAACCCUUCUGUCAGAAGCUCAGUAGCCACCCCACCGUCCAAGAUGAGAAAGAUACUUCAGCAGGCUCAGCAAGUCGUCGACUCACCAAUGAACAAAGCGGGUACGCCGAGAGUGGUGCACGAUAUGCGCAAAGUCGGUGGAAGUAACCAGUGGUGGUUGAAUAGAGUGGAUGCUUAUGAGAACAAAGACACCAGUCUACGUGACUCGAAGUAUGGACAUCAUAUAGAUGUACUGAGACAACUUAAAGAUAAACUGGUUGCGGGAGAGUCGCUCACGCCCAUUGAACUAGACCAACUUAGCAGUAUCAGUGUUAUGUAUCCAACUAUUUCAGGCAAGGAGAAGGAGAAGGAGAAUGAGAUGAAUAAGUUGAACGAGGAGGGGAGUAUUUGGAAUGAGGGCGGUUUAUUCACUAUUAUUCUCGAAGGAUCUUUGCUUAUGCUUGAUGAUGCGAGUCACGACAGUGAUCAGCAGGACGCUACGCUCAGACUACUGCGCAACCUGAUUGAGAAACAGGCUGAUAUGUUAAUGGGUAGUGAAAUGAGUGUGUUCAACAGCUUAAUAAAGCUGCGUUUAUCAACGCGAAAAGAGAACUACGACGCAUCAGAUGCGCUGAUGGAGUUGUUUACAGAUAGUAUUGAUCCAAUUUGUGGAGUGGGGGCGCUGGAAAGUGCGAUAGAGAUAAGCGCACAGAGCGACAGCAAAGGGGCGAAAGAAGCCAUGUCAUUUUCGCUAGCUUUGAAGGCUCUCGGAAGGCUGUUUCUCAGAUUACCAGCUGAAGUACUUGAAGAGGAAAUACCUCGUGUGCAGGAUGUUUUGAUCAAUGGACUCAACGAUGAGAAUGGCUUAGUGAGGCAGUCAGCAGUGAAAGUGAUUGUUGCUGCACAAUCAGUACUGCGUGAUGAAAACAAACUGUUUGAAUUGGGUAGAAUACCAGAAACGAAGAAAGGGAUACUAACUUAUUAUAUAAACAGAGACGAGCAUCCAUUUGAGAAACGCAAAGCUGAAGCUGAGAGGAUUAGAUCCAAGUAUCCAGACAGAAUACCUGUAAUUUGCGAGAAAGGAGAUAAAACAGACAUUCCAACAAUCGAUAAGAAAAAAUAUUUGGUACCUUCUGACCUCACCGUCGGCCAAUUCGUCUACGUAAUCAGAAAGAGAAUAAAGCUGGCACCAGAGAAGGCCAUAUUCAUAUUCGUUAAUGAAGAGCUUCCACCAACUGCAGCGCUAAUGAGUGCAAUAUACAAUGAGCACAAAGAUGAGGACGGCUUCUUAUACGUUACUUACUCAGGAGAGAACACAUUUGGAUUUUGA